AUGUCACUUACAUCUGAUAUCCUCCCACCCCGCGAUUUCAUAGGGUACGGCUGGAAAACGCCAGCUGAUUGUUGGCCUAAUGGUGCCAAGAUUGCGGUGAAUUUUGUCGUUAAUUUCGAAGAAGGCGGAGAAAGCACUCUAGUCAAUGGUGACAAGGAAUCCGAAGGGUAUUUGCACGAAGCUUUUCACAAGAUUCCGCUCAAAGGAAAACGCGACCAACAACUAGAAACUAUGUUCGAGUAUGGUGUCCGGCAAGGGCUACCUCGUAUCAUACGUCUCUUCGAGAAAUACGGGUACAAGUUCACAACCUUUGCAGUGGCUCGAGCACUCGAGCUUGCGCCAGAAUAUGGGAAGCUUCUCCCUGAACUAGGCCAUGAGAUUGCAUGUCAUGGGAACCGGUGGAGGUCAUACAUUGAUAUGCCACCCGAAGAGGAAGCCAAACAUGUCUCGGAGGCAGUAGACCGCCUUCAACAGCUAACAGGAGACCGAAGCAUACCAGCUGGAUGGUACCUUGGCCGAGGUAGCAAUUACUCCAAACAGCUGAUUGCUCGAGAACACCUUGAGCGUAAUCUUCCACUCCUGUACAGUUCAGAUAGUUUCGCUGACGAGUUACCGUUCUGGGUGGCAAAUCCGCUUGCCACCGAAGGAUCGAAAGAUGAUGGCCUCCUCAUUAUCCCAUACAGUCUUGACUGUGACGACCACCGUUUUUUAUGUCAAGGAUCGGGAUGGUCAACGUCUGAUGAUUUCUUCUGGCAUUUGAAGGAAACCUUUGACCAGUUAUAUCAAGAAGGAUUGGAUGGAAUGCCAAAGAUGAUGUCCGUCGGGCAAGUGUACUUCCAAUACCACAGUCUGUUUGAUACUGACGAGAGGUCAGACUACACAACCGAAUCAUCGGUCGUCCAGGUAGAUUUCGUAGCCUUCAGAAGUGAGUCCCAGUUGCCCUCAUAUCAUUGCUCUUCGCGAGGUAAUCCGGGUGUUUUUCGAUGA
Molecule: messenger RNA, 987 nt
Organism: Marasmius oreades (fairy-ring Marasmius)
Lineage: Eukaryota; Fungi; Basidiomycota; Agaricomycetes; Agaricales; Marasmiaceae
Exons: 4
Coding region: 1-987 (328 amino acids)
Biological process (GO): carbohydrate metabolic process
Molecular function (GO): hydrolase activity, acting on carbon-nitrogen (but not peptide) bonds
Source: RefSeq, a predicted model, not a curated record